AUGCCCCAACACCUCGCAGUUAGCCUAGCAAUACACCAAGCAGUACGAAGCAAAGAGCUGGUUAAUCUCCUCCAUGGAUUUGGCAUGGCUGUAGAGUACAAUCGCUUGUUGAGGGUGGAGUCACAAAUUGAGAAAACUGUCCUGAAGCGCAUAGAGAGUGAAGGUGGCAUGUUUCUCCCUCCGGAUAUCGUGAAAGGACGGCACGUAUAUUUUGCUAUUGAUAAUAUCGAUUUCUCAGAGGAUACGCCGGACGGGAAACGUACUCUACACGGCACAGCAAUGGCUAUUUAUCAGAAAGUGGAACCCCAAGAUGAAGAACCUGUAUUAAGGUACCAUAAC
This is a messenger RNA of Porites lobata, 339 nucleotides long. Lineage: Eukaryota; Metazoa; Cnidaria; Anthozoa; Scleractinia; Poritidae. The record is from the annotation of a GenBank genome assembly.